AUGUUCUCCGUGCCCCCAUCGCCAACCACUCAACACGAUAUCUUCAACUUUUGGGGUGUAUUCGAGUCCGCUGAGUUCAAAUAUGUACUUCUUACAACGUAUUUCCUGCUCGUUGUCCACCUCACGCCUCCCACAAAAUCGUUGAAGCCUGGAAAAUCCGCCGCAGCCGGAGUUCAGACACAUCCACAACUUUCACACCACUGGAUGGGAUUCCAAAGCGAAAGUGAUAGGCGGAAUGAAAGACUCCUAUGCCUCCAAUACGCCGAGCUGCCCCUGCCAUGCCGUGAGCCAGCAAUUGAGCGUAUCGCCUCUACAGGUAGAAUAAAGGGUGAAGCUGGACGGCGCGGCGAGGAUGAGAUCGCAAUGAGCAGCGCCACGGCCCAGAGAAAAUGUCUGCCGAGGAUGCUUACUACCACAGAAGCCACCGACAAGGAGAAGGACAUCGACAAUACGAGCAGAGCCUCGUUCGCACAUGCGAAGGCCUACCCACAUUGUGCUUUCAAGGAGCUUGGGAAGGCAUCUGAGAUGGAGAUGGACAUGGAGACUUCUAUCAUCGCAAAAGAGCAGAAAUCUACAAAUAGCCAUGUUUCCAGCUCUUGUUUCCUAUGGUACAACUAUUCAGCAAAUCUUCGGCUUGUCCUCUCUCCCGAAGUGCCUGGUCAGUUUCGAAAGCGAGAAGCUGCGGCGCUCCAAACAAGCAGUUUUCUCCUACUACUGGUCCCCGACAAUAUCCCAUACAUGAACUGUUCCUUCCGUCUCUUCGAGGAUGCGCUCCGGGAUCCGAAUGGGCCUGUGAAUGUGAGGCACUUUGCAAUUGCUGGUCUGGCUAUUCCCAAGCUCUGCACGACUUGCAGAACAAAGAUGCAGCACCCACAGCAGCAGAGCAUCAUCGAAAACACGGAAUCUUUGCGCGCUGAUCUCCAACACACCACGAAUACCCGUACAGAGCCCCACAGUCCGAUGUACGUAGCAGAAGAGAUGAUCAUAACAGAUCGCACUGGAAAUGAAGCCCACUACUCAUUCCUCCGAAAUGAUCGACAUGAUCUCAAAAGCAGUCUCGUCGGAGCCAUGAUUUCCGGGAGCCAUGCUCCAUCCGUCCCCCACUCUCUUCUGAGAAACCAGUUCGCAAACCAACGGCAUGAUUGUGGACCCAAGUCUGAUUCGACUGCAGAGCACCGCCUGCCGGAAACUGAGCCCGCAAUCUCAUCUCCACGUUUCAACACGGACUUGCCAUACAGGCUGGAAUCAGUGUCGCUUACCUACAGGAGUCGUGGGAGGCUUAUCUCCGCAGCUCGCGAGGAUCCAGGACCCAUGAGGUCAAUGUUUGGCUGCGGUACAUUCUCUGGACAGGCCUAUGAGCUCAGCGAAGUUAUUGAUUCCGGACACCAGGAUUCAGUCUACAGGAAGAUUAAUGCUUCUUUGCCAGGCGGGAGAAUGAGUGCAUGUCUCCAUGCUUGCAUUAUUGAUUAUUUGAUUGUUCCCCAUUUUCCGGUACUGUAUCCCUCCAAUUCAUGCCGCAUUCCCAGAUCAGCUUUUCGACACGCAAACAACGAGGCUGAGCUGGCUCAAUAUCCGAUGCCGCAAAUGGCCGGCUGCAUCGCUCCCCAUGAAGCUUUGGUGCUACGAUCCCAACUCAGCGCAGCCGGUUUGCCACUUCGUCUUUGCUGGUACAAAAUGAUCACAAUUUCCCCACUCGAUACUCAACGGUUCCGUGAGCUCAGUCGACUGCAAGCACAAAUCGACCAAUGGCCCGCACUCAAUGCACUGCCUGCAACAGCAAUUGCUCGGGUCAAAAGAAUGAUGGCUGUGCGAGUCGACGGCGGCAGUACUGUGGCUCAGCAGCGUCAUUCUGUUUUGCGUGAGCGUAACAGCCGUCAUCCUUCAAGAGUCAUGAUGAAAGGUGGGUGGUCAGAGUCGGCAAUCGUAAGAGAGGAUAUGACAAGCAUCAAACAUCAAAAGGAUCGCUUGCACGACUACGAUCGCUCCCUACAGCACGAGAAAUCUCCCUAUUCAGGAUACACGACUGACGUAGAUGUACAUCGGAAUGUAAGACUGAUGCGCUUCGUCAUUUCUUCUCUGACAAAGCAAAUGGGAACUGGCGAUGCACUAAUAAUCAACAUGAAUUUGGGCUAUCGGAUUGCGCUAUGGCUUGCCGAAAUGAGUGAACUACUCAAUCAGAGGAUCAGGACCAGUAUCUUUUUGCUCAUGCCAUCUUCACAGGCAGCUCGAAGCUGUGAGAUCCACGGCGCUGUACCUAACAACGAUCACGGCUCGCUAUCUACAAUUGAAGAUCGACUUGCUACAGUAUCCCCGCGCAAUCCAGUCCAAGCACCCGAACAACACCCAAGUCCCACUGCUGGAUCUGCCUCUAUGCCAGCUACCGAGCUAUUGGAUUGGGCUCUUACAACCCGGAGUCGAGUAGAAGUUCUGGAAUUCGUGUCGCAGGCCGCUCAAGUGCGAGCUGAGUAUCCCGGCCCGAAUUUCGCACACGCUGCAUCCUCUCUUCUCGCUUUGAGAGUCGUUCACUUCUGCUAUCCUCAACAAGAGAAGAUACUCGAUGGAGUCCAGAAUCUGAUGCCCGCUUCUCAUCUACCGAGCACAUCUUCUUCACCUAAGUAUCGCUACCACAAGUCCGACUCAUUUUCUCGAUCGCCAAAGCCGGAGGUCUGA
Molecule: messenger RNA, 2670 nt
Organism: Pseudocercospora fijiensis CIRAD86
Lineage: Eukaryota; Fungi; Ascomycota; Dothideomycetes; Mycosphaerellales; Mycosphaerellaceae
Exons: 22
Coding region: 1-2670 (889 amino acids)
Source: RefSeq, a predicted model, not a curated record